UCUCUCUGUUAUCUGGUCUGCUGCCGUUCCAGCGACCGGGGAGGGAGGAAAUGGCCGGCGGCGGCAAAGGCGGCCGCUCACUCGAAGAAACGCCCACCUGGGCUGUUGCAGUCGUCUGCUUCCUGCUCGUUCUCGUCUCCAUCCUCAUUGAGCACUCCAUCCACCUCGUAGGACAGUGGCUAACUAAGAAGCACAAGCGUGCUCUCUGUGAAGCACUGGAGAAGCUUAAAUCCGAGUUGAUGCUGUUGGGGUUCAUAUCUUUGUUGCUUACGGUGGGACAAGCACCGCUAUCGGAAAUCUGUAUAUCAGAACGGCUAGGGAGAACCAUGCUUCCUUGUGUCAAGGAGAAGACUUCUGGUAACAAGGAAGGCUUCAAGGGCAGUGACGACGGUGAGGGCAAAGUAUACAACGAUGAGGUUGUCGGACGGAAACUCUUGUGGAGUGAAGCUCCGGGGGUCGAUUUCCGUCGGAUCCUUGCCGGAGGAGGCGGCGGUUCGGACAAAUGCGCACGCAGGGGAAAAGUGCCGCUGAUCUCGUCAAAGGCAAUAAGCCAGCUUCAUUAUUUCAUAUUCGUCUUGGCUGUUUCUCAUGUGAUGUACUGCAUAGCCACCAUGGCUCUAGGCAGAGCAAAGAUGAAAAGAUGGAAACUUUGGGAGAAAGAGUGUCAAACCAUGGAAUACCAACUCUCACAUGAUCCUCAGAGAUUCAGAUUUGCUAGGGAAACAACGUUUGGGAGAAGGCACUUGCAUUUUUGGAGUAGGACACCAGUUCUUAUAUGGAUUGUCUGCUUCUUCAGACAGUUUGUGAGGUCAGUUCCCAAGGUUGACUAUCAGACAUUGAGACACGGUUUUAUUAUGGCCCACCUUGCUCCUUACAGUACGAAAAGGUUUGAUUUUCAGAAAUACAUCAAACGAUCACUUGAAGAAGACUUCAAAGUCGUGGUCGGGAUAAGCCCAAUUAUUUGGUUAUUUGCAGUCCUAUUUCUCCUCUUCUACACUCAUGGUUGGUACUCCUACUAUUGGCUGCCCUUCAUCCCUCUCUUUAUAAUUCUCUUGGUGGGGACUAAGCUUCAAGUGGUGGUAACAAGGAUGGGGCUAGAGAUUCAAGGUGACGGCGACGUCAUCAAGGGAGUCCCGGUCGUCCGUCCGGCCGAUCACCUCUUUUGGUUCAACCGGCCACGUUUGAUACUUUAUAUCAUCCAUUUUGUUCUCUUCCAGAACGCCUUUCAGCUUGCUUUCUUCGUGUGGGCAUGGUAUGAAUUCGGCUUGCGUUCCUGCUUCCAUGAGAACAAAGGUGACAUUAUCAUUCGCCUUUCCAUGGGAAUCUUGAUUCAGAUCCUCUGCAGCUACGUUACUUUACCUCUUUAUGCACUAGUGACGCAGAUGGGAUCCAACAUGAAGCCGACAAUCUUUGAUGAGCGUGUGGCCGAUGCCUUAAGGAGAUGGCACAACGGUGCAAGGAAGCACAUAAGGGAGAGCAGGAAGCUGCCACCACCAUCACCAGGCUCCGCCACCACUCUGGCGGCCACGCCAGGGAGGGGGUCCAGCGACACUUCACCUCUUUGUCCUCCGUACCUCUUACGCCAUGGCCGCAGCGUUUGGGAUAGUUCAGGGAUAUCUUCGAGUGUUGGCAAGUUGGAGAGACAGGUGGCUGACCGGAGCUCUGCUUCUGGUUCAAACCGCAGUACCAAUCAUGGUCGCCAUGAUGAGGGUUCCUUUUCUCACCAGCAUCGCAGGCAUGACGAAGUUGAACCGAUCCCCAGUUUCAGAAAAGAGAUGGAGCUGCAGAAGGUCGAGCAGUCUGCAGCAGCGGAGCAGUUCAAUGAGGUUGAUCAUGACAGUAAAAGUGAAUUCCCUUUUGAAAAAUCUGAUACAAGAACUCAAAUUGGCAGUGGUGGAUCCUCAUGAUCAAUUCGCAAGUACCAACACUUACAAAAGGUUUUGGUUUUCACCCUUGUGGAGUAAUGGGCGAGGCAAUAUGCUCGCGGCUUGUGUCACUAACAUGUGAUCGAUGUAACAGUGGAGAUGCUCGAGAUGUUAAAGCAGGAAACUUUGGCUUCAACAAAUUGAACCUAUUCACUAUUAAUCUAACACAUUUCCCUCAAAAAGGAAAAGACAGACUUCGUUCUCUGCUACUUAGUUUUUUGCAUCUUCUUCAU
Molecule: messenger RNA, 2158 nt
Organism: Nymphaea colorata (pocket water lily)
Lineage: Eukaryota; Viridiplantae; Streptophyta; Magnoliopsida; Nymphaeales; Nymphaeaceae
Product: MLO-like protein 2
Exons: 15
Coding region: 51-1907 (618 amino acids)
Biological process (GO): defense response
Cellular component (GO): membrane
Source: RefSeq, a predicted model, not a curated record